AUGUCUGGAGUAGCAUUAAAUUCAAAAACAUGGGGUAAAUCAUUAAUUUAUCAUAGAAAAAUGAUGAAUGCAGAAUAUAAGAAUGGUAUGAAAAGAUUAUCAUUUUUAGCAGAGGAACGUCAUGUUCAAUAUAGAGAAGAGUAUAUUCAAAAUGUUAGAGAUAGAAUCGCAAAAAAUAAAGAACACAUGGAUCAACAAAAUAAAAUCAUCAAGGAUCUCAAUAGUCGUUCAAACAAUAGAAAGAAUUUAAUUAGUAUGGGUUGGGAAUCAUUAAAGACUCAAAUGGCCGAAGAAAAGAAACAAAGAAAAGAGAACUCCAAAUUAAUCUUUGAAAAAACUAAACUACUUCAAGAUAGAGCACGUCGUGAAUGGUUGAUUGAAAUGAACGAUAAAUGCACCACAUGGAAUAAGUCACCAAACGAGUUGAAAUAUGCAAAAUAUCGUCUCUUAAAUAAAAAAGUAUUAGAACGUAUUCCACGUGGUGGUAACUACGUAUUGGAUUUACAUGAACAACCAAACAACAAUCAAAUCUUUGAAUCCACUGACGACUAUAGUGGUCCAUUACGUUCAAAUACUCAACGUUUGGCACAUAUUUUAUCAAAAACUGGUGUUGCUGAUUUUGAUUCAAUUUUAAUGAAAAAUAAUAAUAAAAAUAAUGUAGAUAAUAAUAAUAUAAAUAAUAUAGAUAAUUUAGAAGUUGAUCCAUCUUCACCAGAUUAUCCAGAAUAUUUAGAAUUUUUGAAAUUUAAUAAACAACUUGAAGAAAAUAGACAAAAACAUAUUCGUGAUAGUAAUCAAGGUAAAUCCUCACUUUUCCAUGAAUCUCUCAACUCUGAAAAUGUUCUCAAGAAUUAUACAAGUGGUAUUGAUUAUGAUCAUAUCACUGAUGAAAUUUUAACUUUCACUGAUUUAUCUCAAGAUACUGAUUCUCAUGAUUUCUAUAGAGAAAUUGAAGAAGAAAUUCAUGAAGAGGAAUCUAGAUUAAGAGAAGAAGCUAGACUAGUUGAAGAAGAUGCAAUUGAAGAAGAAGGUGCAAUUGAAGAAGAUGCAAUUGAAGAUGAUUAUUCAGUUGAAGAUGAUUAUUCAGUUGAAGAAGAAACUGAAGACCAUAAAAAUUAA
Dictyostelium discoideum AX4 is the source of this 1119-nucleotide messenger RNA. Its product is annotated as centrosomal protein 44 kDa. The record is from RefSeq and is a predicted model, not a curated record. The transcript has a single exon. NCBI's taxonomy places the organism in Eukaryota, Evosea, Eumycetozoa, Dictyosteliales, Dictyosteliaceae. Bases 1 to 1119 code for a protein of 372 amino acids.